UGUCCCCCGCUGGGGCCCAGUAGUUGGGUCCUUUGUGAGGUGGGCAGGAGCAGAGGGGACCCUGAAGUCAGUGUCAGUAGGUGGUGAGUCUCCCCGGGGGAGCAGCCCCCAGCAUGGCGAGUGUGGUCGUGAAGACCAUCUGGCAGUCCAAAGAGUUCCACCAGGCUGGGGACACCCCCGCCAGGGUCGAGAGGAGGAUCCAGCUGGGCCCCGAGGCUCCCGGGGGCACGACUGGCCCAGCCAAGGGGAUCACGAAGAAAAAGAAGGCCGUGUCGUUCCACGGUGUGGAGCCGUGGACGCCACAAGAGCCGGUGCACUGGUGUCUCAACCUCAGACGGUCCUCGGGCUGCACCAACGUGUCCUUGCUGAACCUGGCCGCCGCGGUGGAGCCUUCGGACUCCUCGGGCACCGACUCCAUCACGGAAGACAGCGGCUCCCUGGCGCUGCCCGGGCCCCUGUCCUCCCCCGUCCUGCCCUGGGCUGUGGAUGACCCGGACAUCAAGGAACUUCUGAGUGGGGUCAACAACGGACUAGUCCAUGCCAAGGACUCUAUCAUCAGCUUGAAGGAAAAGACCAGCCGGGUAAACCAGCACGUGCAGACCCUGCAGAGCGAAUGUUCCCUGCUGAGUGAGAAUCUAGGGAGAAGGCGGCAGGAGGCUGAGGAGCUGGAGGGUUACUGCAGCCAACUCAAGGAGAACUGCAAGAAGGUGACCCGCUCGGUGGAAGAUGCUGAAAUCAAAACGAACGUCUUGAAGCAGAACUCAGCCCUGUUGGAGGAGAGACUGCGAUUCCUCCAGCAGCAACUUCAGGACGAGACGCCGCGGAGGCAGGAGGUCGAGAUGCAGGAGCUGGAGCUGAAGCUGGAGGCCGGCCUCGCCCGCUCCGGCCUGUCGGGGAGCCUCGAAGAGGCCUCGAGGGUGCGCAGCGCGGAGCCCGGCGGCUGCGGAUCUGGGCCCCGGGAUGGGGAAGCGCCCCACGCGAGCGAGCAGGAGCUGCAGAAGGUCUCAGCCAGCGUGGAGGAGCUGAGGAGGGAGGUGUCCUCGCUGGCAGCACGGUGGCAUCAGGAGGAGGGGGCGGUGCAAGAAGCCCUGCGGCUGCUUGGGAGCCUGGGCGGAAGGCUCGACGGCUUCCUGGGUCAGUGGGAGCGCGCGCAGAGCGACCAGGCGCAGACGGCGCGGGGCCUGCAGGAGCUGCGUACCCGGGCGGACCAGCUGUGCACCUUGGUGGAGCGGUCAGCAGUGUCUCUGGCUUCCCUGAGGAGCGAACUGGAGGGGCUGGGUCCAGUCAAACCAAUUCUGGAGGAGCUGGCACGGCAAUUUCAGAACUCUCGAAGGGGACCUGACCACUCCGUGAACCUGGGUCGGUCACCCCAAGGCUCCUGUGCUCGCUGUGCCAGCCAGGGGCAGCAGUUGUCCACGGAGUCCCUGCAGCACCUGCUGGAGCGAGCGCUGACCCCACUAGUGGAUGAGGUGAAGCAGAGGAGCCUGACCCCUCCUGCCUGUCCCAGCUGCCAGAGGCUACACAAGAAAAUUCUGCCCAUUCCAGCAAGUCCAGCGGUGCCUACACUCCUCUCCCCAGGAACUGGAGCGCCAGGCCUUGGCCAAACACGUUCGGGCAGAGGCCCUGAGCUCCACCCUUCGGCUGGCCCAAGACGAGGCCCUGCGGGCCAAGAAUCUGCUGCUGACAGAGAAGAUGAAGCCGGAGUGAGGAAGGAGGCAGAGGGCAUGGGAGGAGGGGAGAAGGUGGCCACUCUGGACUAUCUCCACCUGAAGAUGUGCUCUCUCCACGACCAGCUCAGCAACCUGCCACUUGAGGGCUCUACAGGGACAAUGGGGGGAGGAAGUAGUGGCGUGGCUCCCCCAAAACGUGGGGGCCCAGCCCCCGAACAAUAAAUAGCCUCUCUUGC
Fukomys damarensis (Damara mole-rat) is the source of this 1906-nucleotide messenger RNA. It is a transcript of the gene Tsks, whose product is annotated as testis specific serine kinase substrate. The record is from RefSeq and is a predicted model, not a curated record. Gene Ontology annotation, molecular function: protein kinase binding. The transcript is spliced from 11 exons. Bases 114 to 1892 code for a protein of 592 amino acids. Gene Ontology annotation, cellular component: centriole. Lineage: Eukaryota; Metazoa; Chordata; Mammalia; Rodentia; Bathyergidae.